This is a messenger RNA of Schistosoma intercalatum, 4145 nucleotides long. NCBI's taxonomy places the organism in Eukaryota, Metazoa, Platyhelminthes, Trematoda, Strigeidida, Schistosomatidae. The record is from the annotation of a GenBank genome assembly.
AAAAUAACAUUUUCAAUAUUCACACUACUCGGUUCUCUGGGUCACGCACGUUUUUGAUUUGUGUCUCAGGACUCUCUGUUUAACAUGGCUAUAUAUGAUUACGAGGGGCACGUAGAUGAUGAUGAUGUUGAAUCGAAUAAGGAUGUCCCCAUAGACACAGCAUGGGAAUUACAACAAAAGAAGACUUUUACCGCGUGGUGCAAUGCUCACUUAAGAAAUGUUAACAAACAAAUUAAUGUCAUAGAAAAUGAUUUUCGCGAUGGAGUAAUGUUAAUCAAAUUACUUGAAGUUAUCUCUGGUGAAUCAUUACCGGGUCCUGAGAGGGGAAUGCUGAGGUUUCAUAAAAUUGCUAAUGUAAACAAAGCUCUCGAUUUUAUCCAGAGCAAAGGCGUCAAGCUGGUGUCUAUCGGCGCUGAGGAAAUUGUCGACGGGAAUCCAAAAAUGACUCUUGGGAUGAUAUGGACAAUCAUUCUUCGCUUUGCUAUCCAGGAUAUCCAGAUAGAAGAUUCAUCUGCUAAGGAGGGUUUGCUGCUUUGGUGUCAAAGACAGACUGCACCGUACAAAAAUGUGUGCGUCGAGAAUUUCCACACUAGUUUUAAGGAUGGACUAGCGUUUUGUGCUAUAAUACAUAGAAACCGGCCUCACCUAAUUGAUUACUCUCAACUCAAAAAGGGUGAUCACAUCAAAAAUCUAAAUCUUGCUUUUGAAAUAGCGGAAAAACACCUUGACAUUCCAAAAAUGCUCGAUCCAGAAGAUAUGGCAAGCCGCAAGAACUGUGAUGAGCAAUCUGUGAUGGCUUAUUUGUCUUCAUAUUAUCAUGUGUUCUCAGGAUCUCACAAGACUGACAUCGCAGCUACUCGUAUCGCUAAUAAUCUUCGGAUGAUUAGGGAAAAUCAAAAUCUAGAAGAAUGCUACGAAACAAUUUCGACUAACCUUUCAGACUGGAUAAAAAUAAAGCUACGAGAAUUCGGACAACGUGAUCCUCAAACAUCUGUUUCCGCUGUUGAAGGACUACAACAGAAGUUUAGAUUGUAUUACCGCCAAGAAAAACCAUCUAAGUUACAGGAAAAAGCUCGCUUAGAGACAACCUACAAUACACUCCAGACUCGUCUGCGAUUAAACAAUAAGUCUCCCUACGUACCAGCCAACGGACGCUUGAUAACGGAUGUUGCUAGGAAUUGGAGUUCUUUAGAACAGGCUGAUAAAAUCUAUGAGGAAUGGCUAUUAGAAGAACUACAAAGGCUAGAGCGUCUUGAAUAUCUGGCUAAGAAAUUCGAGGUGAAAUGCUCCACUCAUGAGGCAUGGACUAAUGGGAAACCAGAAGCGUUGGCUUCAAAUGACUUCCGCUCAGCUAUGCUAUCGGAAAUGAGGGCAUUUCAAAAGAAACAUGAGGCUUUUCAGUCGGAUAUGACUGCUCAUCAUGCUCGCAUAGAGCACAUUCAGGCGCUUACCGAAGAACUUAAUAAACUGAAUCAUUUUAACAUAAAUGCUUUCAAUCAACGUUACAACACCAUUAUAACCACAUGGGAUGAAAUGAAAAAGUUGUCCUCUCAAAGAGAACGAGAAAUAUCUAAAGCUUUGACAGCUCUGGAAGAAAUCGACCAGCUUCACCUCGAUUUCGCGAAACGAGCUGCACCAUUUAACAAUUGGAUGGAACAAACAGAAGAGGAUUUACGAGAUACAUUCAUUGUUCAUACAAUGCCUGAAGUUGAGAGAUUAAUUGCAGCCCAUCAAACAUUUGAAAAUACCUUAGAUGAAGCUGAGAACGAAAGUCGUCAACUCCAGUUGUGUGCACAAAAGGUUGAAGAAAUAGCUAGUGAAUAUAAACUGGUGAAUGCAACUCAAAAUCCUUAUACAAAUAUUGAACCUCAUGAGCUUCCACAGCGUUGGAAUAUGAUUCGUGAAUUAACACAGAAAAGAAGUGCAUUAUUACAUAGGGAACGUGAACGUCAACUAGCAAAUGAGAAAUUACGACGCGAAUUUGCACAGAAAGCCGAAGCAUUCAAUUCAUCUAUUGAAACUCAUCGUACGGAAAUUGUUAAAGUUAGCAUGGAAUCACAUAGUUCACUAGAGGAUCAACGAAAUAAUUUACAGAAAUUGGAAGAAGAAUUAAAUAGGCAUCAGGAUAAGUUGAAUGAAUUAGAACACGUUAAUCAGGCAUUAGAAGAUGUAUAUAUAUUUGAAAAUCCAUAUACUGUUUACUCAAUGCCAACACUGCGCGUUGCAUGGGAACAAUUGUUCACUUUAUUACACUACUCUGUCAAUGAAAUAGACAAUCAGAUAUUAACAAGAGAUUCCAGAGGAUUAACAGCUGAACAAAUGAAUGAUCUGCGUACUUGUUUCAAACAUUUUGAUAAAAAUAAUACUGGACGUUUAGAGCCAAAUGAAUUUAAGGCUUGUCUUGUUUCAUUAGGUUAUAAUUUUAGAGAUGAUAUAAAAAAUUCAUUGCCAAAUCUGGCAUCUGGUUCUCGUGGCUCCGUAUGCGCGGAAACGGAUUUCUCACGUAUUGUUAAUGAAGUUGAUCCCGGUCAUACAGGUUACAUAUCAUUUGAUGCAUUCUUGAACUUUAUGACACGAGAUAAUGUUGACGAGGCAACUGAAGAACAACUUAUUCAAUCAUUUAAAACACUUGGAGGUGAUAAAUCAUUAUUCUACUGUAAAUGGCAUAAUUUACAAUUCAUUCAGAAGUAUCUAGGAUAUCGUCAUAAGAUGCUUUUGUUUAGAAGAUGUACAAGUAGUUAUGUCUGCAGUUUGCAUAAUUUUAUCAAGAGUACAGAAUUCAAUGUACAUCGGAACCCUUUUGAUUUCAGUAUACAGGAUAUAUCACUGCUCAGGAUAUCAAAGAACGUCUUUCUGCUAGUGAUGCGGAAUAUUGUUUACAGAAUAUGCCUGUAUUAAAUGGACCAACGGGAGAUUCUGGUGCAUUAGACUUUGAAUCUUUUGCCUACAGUAUAUGUGGUCGUAAACCAACAUCAUGAUGAUAUUGAUGAUAUAAUUGUGCUUAAAAGUUUUGUGCUUCAUUGUUUGUUAGUUUGUGUAACAUCAUUCCAUUUUAUAUUCGUUUGUUUAAUUAUUAGUAUUUUUAUUUACAUAAUGUUAAGUUUUUACUUUGUAUCAUUCAUACCGACGAAAAUGGCAGUUUGCUACUUUUUUUCGUGUUUUUUUUCUCUAGAAAAAAAUAAUUUUGUGGGACAACACAGUAUUAUUGUUCUUCGGUAUUUUUUCCGUCCAUCUUAUUCCCCAAUUUUUAAUAUAACUAAAUUUCCCAAGAUAUCUAUUCUUGUAUUUAUCAAUUAUAUACGGAUGUAUGAUUUUUCUUCAUAAGCUGAUAAUGCUUGGUUAGUUUGAGAUACAAGAACAUCAUUUGAAAUGGUCCCUAUAUCAACUAAACAUUGUUAUCGAUAGUGGUUGAUUUCGUUUCUUCCUGUCUCAGUGUAACACGUUUAGAUUCUGUUGCUUCAUAAUUGAAAAAUUGUUUUUUUUAACCACUCAUCGUUUCUUUUACAACAGGUUGUUUACCAUUUUGAUUCAUUUCAACCUAUUACUCAAUAAUUCCACCAUUUUAGUUGGUCAUAUACACACACGCAUACAUGGUAAUAUGUUGUUUUUCUCCACAGCAAUAACGUAGUAGUAUGAGAAGGAAUAUUUAAAUUUUAAUCUAUAAUAGGAGUUUGUAUUAACUGACAGUAUUAUAAUUAAUUUAUUAUUUCUUGUUUGAGUUCCCCAAAUUAAAACGAAAUACCCUUAUGUGUCGGUUAUUUAUACAUUAAAUUAAAUUUCAUUUUUUUCGAUAAAAUACAAACUUGAAUGUUUACAUUUUUUGUUCACACAUUACUUAUCUGGAUUUUUUUCUACUAACAUUUUAAUUUUGUCAGUUUCCACUCUUUAUUUUUUCCCUCUUUAUAUACCUCUUAUUUAAUACAGUUGGAAAUGUAUAAUCUUCCAAGUAAAUUUUUUUAAUGUUUAAACUCACGUUCUACAUACCAAGAUAUCCUUGUACACUCCUCUGAUAUCCCAGUCUUCGUUAGUCUUCUUGAUUAUGAUUUAUCUGUGUGUGUGUAGGGGGUUUUUUUUCUUCAAAUUUGAUUAUUGUUGCAUCAAUUUUCGUAAUAAAAUGAAAUAAAUUUUAAUAAAUUCUUUUUACC